This is a messenger RNA of Amphimedon queenslandica, 1129 nucleotides long. Its product is annotated as glycine dehydrogenase (decarboxylating), mitochondrial-like. Gene Ontology annotation, biological process: glycine decarboxylation via glycine cleavage system. Gene Ontology annotation, cellular component: glycine cleavage complex; mitochondrion. Gene Ontology annotation, molecular function: glycine binding; glycine dehydrogenase (decarboxylating) activity; pyridoxal phosphate binding. The record is from RefSeq and is a predicted model, not a curated record. Lineage: Eukaryota; Metazoa; Porifera; Demospongiae; Haplosclerida; Niphatidae. The transcript has 9 exons. Bases 525 to 971 code for a protein of 148 amino acids.
AGUACUUCAUUGACAAAGGGAUUCACUCAAAGUCGCUUGCAGUCAUCAAAACGAGAGCAAAGUUCUUAAAUAUUGACAUAGUCACUGGAUCUUAUGAGGACUUUGUUUUAACUGAUGAUAUAUGUGGAGUGAUGUUACAGUAUCCUAAUAACGAUGGUAUCAUUAACAAUUAUAGUGACAUCCAAGCUAAAGGAUUGAAGAUAAUCCCAGUUGCAAUGGCUACAGAUCUCCUAGUCCUCACUCUCCUCAAGUCUCCUGGUGUAUUAGGUGCUAGUAUUGCCUUUGGUAACAGUCAAAGGUGUGGGGUGCCAACAGGUUGUGAUGGACCCCAUGCUGCAUUCUUUGCUGUUAAAGAUGAACUCAAGAAACGAAUGCCUGGAAGAUUAGUGGGGAAGAGCUGGGAUCAAUGUGGUGUCCCUACCUGGAGACUAGCACUACAGACAGGAGAAUAAUAGUUCAUUAGGAGAGAAAAAGCCACCAGUAACAUAUGUACUGCACAAGCACUGCUGGCUAAUGUAUCAGCUAUGUAUGCAGUGUAUCAUGGACCCAAAGGAUUGAAGGAUAUUGCAAUGGAAGGGCAUAAAGCUACUGUACUCUUAGCUGAAGGUCUGAGACUGUUAGGUUGGACUAUUAAUAAUGAAACGGUCUUUGAUACAAUAAUAAUAUCAAAUGGAGACAUUAGCACUCAUGAAUACAGAAGAGAUGUGACAAGAAGAACUAUGGAGAUGGAACUAUUAGUUUAUGGUGUUUCGCUGGAUGAGACUGUCAUUGGCAGUGAUUUAAUUCACUUACUGUAUGUGUUUGGAGCUAAUGAAGAAGAGGCUGCUAGUGUCCUGUACAGUGUAUCUGAUGCUGAGUCUAAUGUUAGUAUCACUGGUAGUGGCCAUGAGAGGGAAAAACCUUAUCUAACUCAUCCUGUCUUCAGUUAUCCUUCAGAGACUAAGCUGUUACAUUAUAUAAAGGGGCUUUAGAGCAGCUGUAUCACUCUAUGAUACCACUGGGAUCAAUAUGGUGUCUCCACCUACAGACAAGAGAACAGUUCAUUAGGAGGGAGAAGGCCACCAGUGACAUAUGUACUGCACAAGCACUGCUGGCUAAUGUAUCAGCUCUGUAUGCAGUGUAUCAUGGA